Messenger RNA from Caenorhabditis angaria, 1648 nucleotides. The record is from the annotation of a GenBank genome assembly. Lineage: Eukaryota; Metazoa; Nematoda; Chromadorea; Rhabditida; Rhabditidae.
AUGGGUGAGUAUUUUGAAUGAUUAAAUUUUUUCUCAUUAAAAUUUUAAUUCCAGGUAAAAAAGAGUCCAGCCAAUGUCCGGAAAUUCCAAUCGAAUGCUACAAACCGCAAAUCUACAUUCCAGCAAUUCCCAAGAAAAAAGUUGCAGUUCCAAUCCCAUUGAGAUGCACAAUUCCACCGAAACCACCUACAAGCCCAAUCAAAAAUCACACCAGAUCUAAAUAUUAUAAUUAUUAUAAGCCUAGGCCUUGGCCAAAUAUAUUUCGCAAGCCAAGAUGUUAUGCUUAUGGGAAGACGGUUCAUGUUUUACACGGUGUGAAAUACGCAGAUUUGUUCAAAAGCUAUAAAGGAGUACCGGGUUUGCAUAAAACUUACGGUGAAAAUCAUGAGAAAUUGUCGAUGGAGAAGCCUGAGCUACGAAAUCGUCUGAUGAAGAUUGCGGUGAGGUUGCAUUUUACAAGGGAACCUUUUCUACUCAACACUUCAAACCUUGAUGAAAUUUUGUCCAGAGGCAGCUUUUGGGGUCAUAAGAACACCCUAAAAAUUUAAGUUACCCAAUGGACCUAUGAGCCAAGUUCUGGGCUCUCAAAAACUCAAAAAAGGCCUAAAAGUGGUCACAAAAGUCAUCAUAGCUCCAUUUCAAAAAUUUUUUUGGGAGAAAUAAAGUUUCAGAUAUUGAUCAGCAUAGUCGAUUACCUAAAAGUACAUCAAUAAAAAACAUUUUUUCGAAAAAUUUUGAAGUUUUUUAUUUUUGGGCUGAAAAUUCAUGAAAAUUCAUAUGUGCCCCUGCUCAUUCUUUUUUCCAAAAUCAAAAUUUUUUCUGAAAGUUUGAUUUAUUGAUGGUUUUUGGGUAAAUCGACCACGCUGAUCAUCAUCUGCUUCUCAGUUUUUCAUAAAAUGGAUCGAGAAUUGAGUUAUGACGUGUUUUAUGAGCCAAUUUUGGCAAUUUUUGAACUUUUGAGAGCCCAGAACUUGGCUCAUAGGUCCAUUGGGUAACUAAAAUUUUUAGGGUGUUCUUAUGGCCCUAAAAGCUGUCUCUGGACAAAAUUUCAUCAUGAUUUGAAGUGUUGAGUAAAAAAGGUUCCCUUGUUAGAAAAAUGACGCUAACUUCUUUCAGAACUUCCAAGAUCCUCCCAAACUUCAAUCCUCAUGCCCCAACGAAAUUCCCGAAUUCCUCCGCCCCCUUGAAAACCCCAUCGAAUUCCCGGACUCUCCGGAAUUCCACGGACCUGUAAAACUGGAUUGGACCAAAGAACCUGAAGAUAUCUUGAAUUCUGGUAACUUUUUUUCUUUUUUCUGAUAAUUAUAUGUAGUUUCAUAUAAAUUUCACUCAGAUAUUUCGAAAGUUAGCGCAACUUUCGAUGGUGUUCGAAAAGAUGUGCCUGAAUUUGUACCAUGUCAUAAUUGUAAUCAAACUAUGAAAAUUUGUUAUAGAAGAGCGAGUUAUCGUGGAGAUAUGAGAGUUUAUCCGGCUUAUAGGUGGGUUUUUGAAGUUAUUUUGUGAAUUUUUCGAAUUUGAUUUUUCCAGAUGCUUGAAAAAAGGCUGUCAAACCUUCCGUUCGAUCGCAAAAAUGUUCGAAAAACCUGAAAUCAACCAAAAAUCCAGCCAGGAUAUGUAUCUUCUCAUGGAUUCGCCAAAAGUUAUUUAA